AUGUUCUCAAACUCAGGAUUCUUCAAUAACGUUCCGUGUCCAGACAAACACAAUUGCAAGCGUCCUCAAUGUCUGUUCUCGCAUGCCCCCAAUGCAAAGCAGCCAGCCACCCCGUCAAACAAUGCAAUAACCUCGAACGAGACCCCUCAGAGGAAACCAAUUGCAACGUUUCAUACAAUCCCAUCUAAACGGGCCGCCUCGUCUUCAAUCAAAUCUUACGCCUCUACUGCUACUACAUCUACUCAGGAGCCACCGAGAAAAGUUCAGAGGCUUGAUGCCGCAGCAAAGAGCACGAAGGUGUCAGCAAGUCAGAAAACAAUUGGUGUGCCCAUCUUGAAAAUGAGUCCAGCCCAUUCAAAGGUUGCCAUUCCCGUGCGACAAGCUAUGCUCAAAACGAUAUAUGAACACUUUGCUGAGUUGUACUCGGACAUUCUGGGACGAGAACCAAGCCUUGCCUCUGGACAUGCACUUGCUCAAGAGGAUGAAGUCUAUCAAUCGUCCACAAAGCUUACAUAUCGAAAUGCGGUCAUAUCCUGCGUAGCUUCUUUAAAGAAACGGAAAAAACCUGAUUCUCUAACGCAUGAAUCCGUUGGCACUGAAGGUACUCUUCAAAAGCGACGCGAUACGCAUGAUAAACUACGUGCCUUGAAGCUUACAAAGAAGCAUCUCUCUCCACAUAUAAUGCCUCUUGAAGCAAUGCAGAAAUGGGGUUUCAUGACAGAGAUACCAGACUCUCCUGGCAGCUCUAAUCCCAGUGAUGAAGGCAAGAUAAAACAAUGUGAACGAUGUAACGAACAGUUUGUUGUAAAACGGAAAGAAGAGGCGGGUGAAUGUGUUUAUCACUGGGGGAGGGCAAUUAUGAAUCGCAUGAAUGGAGAAAAACUAAGAGUGUGGAGUUGUUGUUCCGAGGUAGCUUCGGAUACCAAGGGCUGCAGCCGAGGUCCACACGUCUUUUCUGAAUCAUCGCCAGAGGAGUUACACGCACGACAUGCCUUCUCCUUUACGAGUCCUGCCAUUGAGGAUCCUGAUACCUUAGAUACUGCAUUAGAGGUGGUAUGCUUAGAUUGCGAGAUGAUAUACACCACAGGUGGUGUGCGAGUUGCUCGUGUGUCCGUUGUCGAUGGCUCUGGCCAAGAAAUAUUUGAUGAGUUGGUGAAGAUGGAUGAGGACGUUGAGGUCAUAGAUUACAAUACACGUUUCUCUGGAAUUACUGAAGAAGAGUACAAGGAAAAGGCUGUUCUUCCUUUAAAGUCCAUACGACGAGCGCUGGAUGCGUUCAUCAACUCGGAUACGAUUAUAAUUGGACAUGCCUUGGAGAACGAUCUUAAGACACUCCGCAUGGUUCACCUUAAAUGUGUCGACACAGCGAUUCUUUUUCCUCAUCGUGCUGGACCACCUUAUCGACGUGCACUACGCGAUUUGACUCGCGAGCUGCUGAGUCGUAAAAUCCAGACAGGUGGCGGCACUUCCGGCCAUUCGUCCGUGGAAGACUCGAUCGCUACUCUGGACCUCGUUCGUUAUUUCGUAAUUAAUAAUCCCGAAGGGAAGAAACCUGUAGCAGCAGGAUCUACUACAGGCAAAUCGACCAUGACGAAAAGUACAUAAUAAACCUUUGGAAACUAUAUCAGAUGAUAAUGAGUGAAAGGAGCAGAACAGAGGGACGCCCUCGUUUAUACCGUAAACAAGUCAAUCUAUAUUCACCUAGACAAUCAC
This is a messenger RNA of Fomitiporia mediterranea MF3/22, 1713 nucleotides long. RefSeq lists its product as uncharacterized. Bases 1 to 1605 code for a protein of 534 amino acids. Gene Ontology annotation, cellular component: nucleus. Lineage: Eukaryota; Fungi; Basidiomycota; Agaricomycetes; Hymenochaetales; Hymenochaetaceae. The transcript is spliced from 9 exons. Gene Ontology annotation, molecular function: exonuclease activity; nucleic acid binding. The record is from RefSeq and is a predicted model, not a curated record.